UGAAAAACGAAUAUUGCAAAGUUCGUUAGAAGUUUCGAGGAUUAAUUUGUGUCGUUCAAUAGAAACAAUGUUCUUCAAUAUAAUACUGUUGCAUCCGCAACAUAAAAUGAGAUUCGCCCUUCCAUGGCGGGCCGCUACAUUGGGAAUAUCUAGAUUAUCAAAUUACGAUGUAAGAAAAUGCGAUAUCGUCGCAUUAUGUAACUGCAUCAAUGAAUUUGUUACGAAUAACUCGUUAAAUCCGAAAAAAAGGUUUUCACUGAGACUGUCCUCCAUUUUAAUACACGGCGUCUGUUUAAUUUAUAAGAAACAAGUUCUUUUGCUCCAAGUGGAAAUCGAUAAAAUAAUCAGGAAUCGUGAGAUAGCACUAAAUCAAUAUGGGGAAACAUUGCCCAAACCAAAAGCCAAACCAAGAACUAAAAUUACAAAGAAAAAGCCAGAUGCUGAAACCCCACAAUCUUUAGAAAGGGUUUUACAAACCAGAAGCAUUAGACAGCCGGAUGUACAGCCUUUUAAUUUAGAGCCUCUGCAGAUUACCGAACUGCCACCUGAAAGCGAUGCUAUUCUCCAGGCAAGGGCGGGAGAAAUUACAAUUAGGGAAGAAAUGCCUAGGACACAGGAAAUGUACAGAUUGGAUGAUGAUUUCAAUUUAUUAGAAGUCGACAUGCGCCCUAUUGAAAGAGGUAUUCCUGAACCUCUUCCAAUGGAAGUCCCUCAAGUACCGCCUCAAGAAUUGGCAGAAAUUGAACCACCAGUAGUUCCAUUGAAGGAAGCAGCCAUUUUGCUAGAAGAGCCACAAAUUGAAAUACCAGUACCAGCUCCACUUGAGGUAGAUGUAUCUGUAGCACCGCAAGAGCCUGUAGUACAAAUGGUUCAAGAGGAACCGCCUGUGGUUCUUCCUCAAAGGGAUGAGGAUAUUGCUGUAGUUCCGCAAGAGCCUGAAGUGCCAGCAGUUCAGGCGGAACCGCCUUUGGUUGUUCCUCCACAGACUCCAGUAAGAGCUGAACCAAUCAGACAUCCUGGGCAAGUAUUGCUGUUACCAAGAAAAGCAGCAUUUGUAUUAAUUAAUAAGCCACCGGAGCUCUUCCCGGAAAGAUUGCCAGUAGAUUUAAACUUUAAAGUGCCAAAGUUUGCACGUAUAGAAGAAUUUUGGCCAAGAGAGGAUGUUAGUUUAUCAGCAAUAGAUGUCGCUCGAGGUCCUGAAGAAGUAGAAUCUUUAAGAACGUCAGGCACUCCUCUUACCAUUAGAUCUGAAGGGCGUACAAUCACACCAUUGAUCGAUACACCUUCGUUUCAAGGUAUAGGAGCUAGAAGUUCCGAAAUUGCUUCGGAACCACCAGUUGAAUCAAGAAAGCGACCUCGUGAGACAAUCACAGAAAUGUUUCCGCCAGCUGCAGAGGCUAUUGAACCACCUAGGCAUUUAGACGUUACUCCAAGGAAGAGACCAAAAAUCGUUACUAUCGAAGAAGUUAAGGCUGAUGAACAUAUCGCGCAUCCUCCAAUGGAAGAUAUUUCAUUCAUUCAGCCUCUAGAAUUGUUUGAGACAACAAAAAGACCACCUACACCACCGGCCGUGGAAGCAUUUACAGAAAAAUGGUCUGAUGAGAUAAUGAAGGUUAUAUUGAAAGUGCAGGUCAAAAUUAAGCCGGUAGAUAUUUGUAAGGAAAUGGGAAAAAGGAUUACAAAACAAAGCAUGGCCCGUAUUUUUGCAGCCUUAUUAGUUCUUGCAAAAGGAAGAUAUGUAAUAUUAAAUAGCGAAAACGGUUCCUGUGAGUUAGAAUUUGUCGAAAGAGGUGUUAGGAAAUACCAUUUCUAAUUUGUUUUAUAAAAUUAACUAUUAGUUCAUAAAUUGUUUCGUUGUUUUACGUUACUAAUUUUUAUUAUAACAUUAUUAAAUGUUAUAACUGAUUAUAUAGUUUAUUGUUGUGUUUUGAGUUUCAAGUUUAUAGAUGUUACAUUUUUUAUCAGAAACUUUAAAAAUUGUUUUAAUUAUAAAUGCUUAUAAUUAGUUUUUAAAUAAUUAUUCAAGGAUUUUAAUAAUAUGUUGCUGAAGUUAAACUAAUGUAAA
Sitophilus oryzae (rice weevil) is the source of this 2065-nucleotide messenger RNA. RefSeq names its product titin-like. Gene Ontology annotation, cellular component: cohesin complex; synaptonemal complex. The transcript is spliced from 17 exons. Lineage: Eukaryota; Metazoa; Arthropoda; Insecta; Coleoptera; Curculionidae. Gene Ontology annotation, biological process: replication-born double-strand break repair via sister chromatid exchange; mitotic sister chromatid cohesion; synaptonemal complex assembly. The record is from RefSeq and is a predicted model, not a curated record. The coding region runs from base 68 to 1813 and encodes 581 amino acids. Gene Ontology annotation, molecular function: protein binding; chromatin binding.